Messenger RNA from Lasiodiplodia theobromae, 1566 nucleotides. RefSeq names its product C2H2 domain containing protein. Bases 1 to 1566 code for a protein of 521 amino acids. NCBI's taxonomy places the organism in Eukaryota, Fungi, Ascomycota, Dothideomycetes, Botryosphaeriales, Botryosphaeriaceae. Gene Ontology annotation, biological process: ribosomal large subunit biogenesis. Gene Ontology annotation, molecular function: zinc ion binding; nucleic acid binding. The record is from RefSeq and is a predicted model, not a curated record. The transcript is spliced from 3 exons. Gene Ontology annotation, cellular component: preribosome, large subunit precursor.
AUGGCGACUCCCGCUUCGCACCCCUUCACCUGCAACACCUGCCAGGUGGCGUUCCGCGCCAGCGAGCUGCAGCGCGCCCACAUGCAGACGGACUGGCAUCGCUACAAUCUGAAACGCCGCGUCGCCUCUCUUCCCCCGCUCUCCUCCGAGAUCUUUGCGGAAAAGGUCCUCGCGAACAAGGCCUCGGCCGCCGCCACUGCUGCCCGAGCCCAGUUUGAAAAGAGCUGCGAUGCUUGUGCAAAGACGUACUUUAGCGAAAACGCUUUCAACAACCACUUGAACAGCCAGAAGCACAAGCAGAAUGUCCUUGCGAAGCAGAAAGCCGCCCGUUCCGGCGUCAAGGAGGACGAUGCCACUUCGGUUAUGAGCUCGACUUUCUCUCUCGGCGAACCCAUCGAGACGGCGUCCACCGGCACUCCCGACAAGGAGGCGGAAGCCGAGUUCUCCAGGGUCGUGGAUGGCAUGGAAAAGACCACCCUGGAAGACGGAGACCCUAUUUCGCGCAGGCCCACGCGCCCUCACCACUCUGCCGCAAACUCUGAGCAAGGAGACAUGUUGUCGAGAACGACCACUGCCACCCAAUCAGCGAAGAGCGAAGUGCCCGACCAGAUUCUUGACUGCCUUUUCUGCAACUACCGUUCCCCGUCUCGCGAUCUGAACAUUGCCCACAUGCAGCGCUUCCACAGUCUCUUCAUUCCUGAGCCUGAAUAUCUAGUUGAUUUGGACGGCCUUCUCAAGCACCUGUGGAGGAAAAUCCACGAAUACUACCAGUGCUUGUACUGCAACAAGUUGGUGUACACGGCAGCAGGCAUCCAGACGCACAUGCGCGACACUGGCCACUGCAAGAUCGCGUACGACAGCGAAGACGAGAUGCUCGAGCUGGGCGAGUUCUACGACUUCACGCGCACCUACACCGACGACGAGGGCUCCGAGACCGAAGGCGAAGACGGCGCGGACGACGGCUGGGAAACCGAUUCCAGCGUUUCGGACGUGCCGACGGACGAGAUCACGUCGGUGCCCAUCGACGACCACUCGGAGCGCUACGCCAAGCUCGGCCUGUCCAAGCACCACUCGCACACCGACCCGCGCCCACACAAAGCCGCCGACGGCUUCCACGCGCGCACCCACAGCGGCCCCCGCGCCGUCUACCGCGACGAGUACGAGCUGCACCUGCCCACCGGCCGCACCGCCGGCCACCGCUCCCUCCGCACCUAUUACCGCCAGAACCUCCACAACUACCCGUCGGCCGCCGAGCGCGCCGAGCAGCUCGCCAUCGAGGAGGCUCAGGCCCUGCGCCGCGCCGGCUCCGACGACGAGGACGACGGCGGCGUCGAGCUCGAUCCCAGCCAGCGCGGUGGCGACGAACGCGGCCGCGGCAGGCAGCUCGUCUCCCGUGCGAACGGCGGGAUGGGCAUGGUCGGCGUCAGCGACGUCAAGAAGAGGGAGGUCCGCGCUGUGGAGAAGAGGGAGGCGAAGCGCGCGCAGCGUGAUCAGGCGAAGGCGGAAUGGACGAAGAACAAGAAGAAUAACUUCCAGAAGCACUUCAGGGAUCCUCUUCUCCAGUGA